AUGGCGGGAACCACGUACGGCCCGACAAAUGGAACGGGAGACGCCGUGAUGACGUCGAAGAUAGCGCCAAAGGCCUGUCGGCUACCGAACGGCGAUGUACGCGAUGGGGAGGUGCCAGACUGCCAGUAUAAGGACGUGGGGAUCCCGCCGUUUAUCAGCUACGUGCCCGAGCUGCGCACGGAGCUGGUCGAGCACUGCAAGGCCAUCUCUCAGCCGGACCUAGACACGCUGGGGCUGGCCGCGUCAACGCUGGUCGGGUUCAUCAGCGACAACGGCGCGCCCGGCCGCCGUACAAUCGGAGGCGGCCGCACGCCAACAACGGAUAGCGUUGGAUGCCCACCGACGGCGACGACGGACGCGACGCUCCCGCGGUCAUGGUUGGCCGUCGACGCUUGCGGAACCACGUCUUCCGUGGCGCCCGAAGAGCUGCUUGAACUGAAAGCCAAUCCAGACAUGGCCAACAACCCAGCCAAGGACCCAGCCUACGAUCCAAUUCUCAACAAAUUGCAAGCCCAGCCCGAAAACUGGCAGCCCAGGCCGACGAUGGCUGGCUGCACGUUGACCUCUCGCGCUCAAAGCCACCGACGGUCUGCGGCUACCCGGCCGCUUCGACUUUGA
Sporothrix brasiliensis 5110 is the source of this 618-nucleotide messenger RNA. RefSeq lists its product as uncharacterized. Lineage: Eukaryota; Fungi; Ascomycota; Sordariomycetes; Ophiostomatales; Ophiostomataceae. The coding region runs from base 1 to 618 and encodes 205 amino acids. The transcript has 4 exons. The record is from RefSeq and is a predicted model, not a curated record.